Messenger RNA from Ostrinia nubilalis (European corn borer), 659 nucleotides. RefSeq lists its product as uncharacterized. The record is from RefSeq and is a predicted model, not a curated record. Lineage: Eukaryota; Metazoa; Arthropoda; Insecta; Lepidoptera; Crambidae. Bases 88 to 495 code for a protein of 135 amino acids. The transcript is spliced from 2 exons.
CCUUCACUAUCUGCAUUAUCACUUGAUAAUACUUCAGUCUGUCGCGGAAUAGCGUUCAGCUCGCACAUGCCCAUGUGAACCGUAAAAAUGUCGAAGAAGGAAAUUCCUCAGACUCAUAAUCCCAGCUCGCUGCAAGAGCUGAGGAUAGACAACCUGAAUAAGCCGAGGAGGCACAGCAUGCAGCCUCCGAUGCUGGAGAAAGGGCGGCUGCCCAAAGUGUCCAGCAAGAGCAACGACUUUGUGUACGUGAACACGGCGUAUGCCGGCAGUUUGAGCAGUGUCAGGGAGAACCCGGCUCCUGUGGCUCCCACCAGCGUCAUCAGAGAGCAGUACUGGGCCUGCUCCAAGUGGCCUCACACCCAACGAAUCCUGGCCAUCACGGUGGGCGUCCUCGUAGGAGCAGUCAUCGGGCUGGCCAUCACCAUCGUCCUGACGGGCAAGGAGCCCGACGACCUCAUGAACAACAUCUUCCAGACCAGAUCUGCACCAGACUAAAGCACCUUUAUAGGUUUGGUUAACAAUUCUAGAGCUUGCACCGACUUUAUGGUCUUAAGUUUGUGAAUAUUUUGAUUGUUUAUAAGGUGUGGGUUACAAUUGUUUACUAGUGUGCUUUAAGGCGAAGUCGGGUCAAUAAAAUGAUCUCAUGAUGAGAGCAUAAA